UGCCCAAGUGUUGUAUAAUUUUAUCUCUCAUGAUUUUAACGGUUCUACUGUUGACGACGAUGCUGGUAGGAAUUUGGAGUGAACCACAGGGCCCAUCGUAUCUGCCUCCCAAUGUAGGUGCUUCUCCAUCACAUCCGUCUAGACCCAACGCUGGCCACCCAGACGAGUGGGCUGGGGAUCCAGUAAACUAUGAGUUUUCAUAUGAGGUACAAGAUGGUGACGCAGGUUUGGACUUCGGGCACCGAGAGAUGCGAAAGGAUGACACAGCCACCGGAAGUUACCACGUCCUACUUCCUGAUGGACGAACGCAGUACGUCGAUUAUAUUGCCGAUGAGAACGGCUAUCGACCCAUGAUUCGAUACGAAGGAACCGCCUCUUAUCCAGCUGGGCGUCCUGCAGACCAAGGAUAUAAAUAUUAAUACUCGCAUUGAAUAUGCAUCUAACAUCAAAAUGAAGAAGCGAAAAACGUCGUGAAUUGCUUUUCAAACGCUGAUCCUUUUUUGAAGCAGUAAAUUCUCCGAAUAAAGUAUUCCCUGAUGGUAUAGAAAGAAAGAAAAGGUCAGAAAAAUUGACAUUUUGUCAAAGUAGUUGUAUUAUAUUGAUAAAUUUCGCUGAUUUUGACUUUUUUAUUUGUUAUUUAGUCUUAAAUCUAUUUAAUCAAUAGAACGUCUU
Messenger RNA from Belonocnema kinseyi, 672 nucleotides. RefSeq names its product pro-resilin-like. Gene Ontology annotation, cellular component: extracellular matrix. The record is from RefSeq and is a predicted model, not a curated record. The coding region runs from base 30 to 419 and encodes 129 amino acids. The transcript is spliced from 3 exons. Lineage: Eukaryota; Metazoa; Arthropoda; Insecta; Hymenoptera; Cynipidae.